AUGGAAAAUUUACUUACAUCUCUUGAUACUUUUUUGGACAACACAUCAAUCACUUCUCUCGAUGAUGAUGAUAGUUUUGUACAAUUAUACAAAAGUGUGACAUUACAAUCUAUAGAUAUUGUUUAUACUUCAUUUUAUAAUAAUGCUUUACGGUUUAGCGACGUGACUAUUGUAAUGGAUACAGAAGAAGCUAUAUUGUUAUUAGGAGAAUUAUUUGCUAACAGCUUACGUAAAACUGCAAAUUUCACUUUUGCAAUGGUAAAAUGGUAUGAUUAUUAUAAAUCAAACUGGAAGUAUAAUGAGGCUUCAGAAAUUUAUAGAUGUCUUCGAUUAUCAAUGUUAGAAGAUUAUAAUGUAAUACAGUUAGAUUCCAUAGCAUAA
This is a messenger RNA of Funneliformis geosporum, 381 nucleotides long. The record is from the annotation of a GenBank genome assembly. NCBI's taxonomy places the organism in Eukaryota, Fungi, Glomeromycota, Glomeromycetes, Glomerales, Glomeraceae.